Messenger RNA from Callorhinchus milii (elephant shark), 2221 nucleotides. It is a transcript of the gene las1l, whose product is annotated as LAS1 like ribosome biogenesis factor. Gene Ontology annotation, cellular component: Las1 complex; preribosome, large subunit precursor. Gene Ontology annotation, biological process: maturation of LSU-rRNA; maturation of 5.8S rRNA. NCBI's taxonomy places the organism in Eukaryota, Metazoa, Chordata, Chondrichthyes, Chimaeriformes, Callorhinchidae. The record is from RefSeq and is a predicted model, not a curated record. Gene Ontology annotation, molecular function: endonuclease activity. The coding region runs from base 43 to 1815 and encodes 590 amino acids. The transcript has 13 exons.
GGGGGGGGCGGUUAGUGACGGUUGGCCGUGUGUGUGGCUGCCAUGGGCUCGCGAGGGAAGAAGACGGGCAGACGGGAGCAUGUGGUGGCCUGGCUCAGCCGCUCCGAGUGGGACCAGGUCCUCGAGUACUUGUACUGCGGGGACAAUAAGCUCAGGAGAUAUGCCCUGGAUAGGAUUUCCGCCUGGACAUGCAGGUAUGGCAAUAAUAGUCCACUUGCUGUGGAAUGUACUGCAGCCCUCGUAAGGUGUAAACUGAAAGAUGAAUUGGGUGAAGCUCCAUCUGAAGAAAUGAUCUUGUCAUAUGGACUUGCUCUUGUCAGGUUUGUCAACCUGAUUACUGAGCGGAAACAGAAACCGCUCGCUGUACCACUGAGACGUCUGGCUGAUAAGAUGAAUAUUCCAGAGUGGAUAGUGAAUCUCCGACACGAGCUGACUCACAGGAAACUCCCGACAUUGACAUGGUGCCGGAAAGGUUGCGAAUUUGUUCUGGAGUGGUUGCGGCAAGAGUACUGGAAUCAACAGCUCGUAAACAAUGUGGGGAACAAUUGGGUCUUUGACUCCCAGGAAGAGGAGGAAGUUGAUGAUGAAGCCCAGCUACGGGAGGAACUGAAACAAAGGGAGCUACAAGCUGGAACCAAAGAACUGCUGAUUUCCUACGAAAAGGAACAGUUUAAGGUCCUGGUGGAACAGAAAUCAGUUUCCAAGGCAAAGAAAAUGUGGAGCAUCCCAUCGCCUGAAGUUGAAUGGAAUUUGUCACAAAUCAAACAACUUACAUUGAAAAACAGAGAGGUGGUCAUGCUCGGACUCCUUGAUGAUGGAUUCCUUAUCCCUACAGAAGAACAGCUAAAGUCUUUAAAUAUUGAGUGCCCAGGAGAGUUUGUGGAUUUGUCACAUCCUGGAAUUCCUCGUACUUUCUGUCGCUUCUGGCAGCCUCUCCUAAAGUGCCUCCACUCUCGAAAUUUCACACCCGUGUUGCUAGAAAAGCUCUUUAGCGAGCUAAAGGAGUGCUGCGACACGACAGGACUGAGGAUUCAGUACGUCACUGGCUGGAUCACAGAGAUACUAACAGCUAAUACUAAAGCAGGGAAAAAGCUUCGAGGCCUUUCAAGACGCCAGAGGCUGAAGAGGACGGCGUGGCAGUUGUUUUUGUCUCAGUGUGCCCUGGACUGGCACAACCUGCUGGAAGGCUGUCUUGCAGCACCGUGCCAGGCUACGCCCCAUCUCCUGCAGCAGAUACUAAACGACAUGGAGCCUCCGUUGCCGGCCAGCACGCAGCAGAAACUGCUGCACCUGUGCUCCAUAUACAUACAGGAGCCCGGAUCUUUCAGCAUUUCUGACUUUCCCAUUGCCGGGAGCCAGUCGCCUGUGUAUACCGUGGAAAACCUACAAAUAAAACCCCAAGACGAGGAGUCUCCAAUCCAGUUAACUCACACAGACCACACAGAGUUCAGGAAGGGCUGUGAGCCGGUGGUGGGUCACACCUCUGGGGAGGACCUGCCGCCCAUUAACCUUGACCUGUUAGCAGAGAAAAUGGAAGUACUGGAGGGGUCAGUGUGGCAAAUCUGCACAGAUCAAAUUUCUUGGAAGGAUUACCCUCUCGGGAAAGUACCAAACCAAAGGGAGGAUCCAAACUGCUUUUUAGUGGACAAUUAUACCUUGAUGCCGAAUUUGCAUCCGCCAGCAAAUGAGGACAGCAACAUCGAAUGUCACAAGACUACAACAAGUGCCACAGGACUACCGUGUGCAGAUUCAGAAGGGUUGUUGUGGACUCAGAGUGACCUGCACAGACUGAAAGCCGGACUGAAAUUAUUCUAGAGAAACAAAAUGGUUAUUUGUAUUUUUUAAAUUUUAUUUUUGUUUCGAAGACUCUCCACUUUCCUUCCCCACAUUCUCGCUCAGCUCAGCUGCUUGUGUUGUGGGACACCUGUGUAUCACAUCGGUCUUUGCUCUUUUGAUGGGCGCCCAAUUCAGCUGAAGGUCAUGCCUUUGGCAACUGGAACCAACAGGUCCUGAUAAGAGUAAAUUGAAUAUUUGAACAGCCUAUGUACCAUCUGUUGCGAGGGUGUUAUUUUUUUUAUUCAAAAUAAUACUGUGACUUCUUUCACAAACUGGGUCACAUUUGUAUUGAACACUUCUGUAAUCCUGUAUGCAUGUAAAGAAGUAUUCGUUUUUUUUAUUGUAAAGGAAAAAUAAGUAAAAUAAAAAAUAAUAAAUAAAUAAA